AUGAACCUCAACAAGGUAGGUAAAGAGAUUGAAUCCUUACGGAUGAGGCUCAAGGAGAUUGCUGAAAGCCGCCAAGAGUUUGGUAUCAAAAAUCUUGGAGAAGGGAUGACUACACAUGGAGAAGAGCUUCAACGGAUCCGGCGAUCCUCUCGUCUCAGCAAGGACAAGGAUAUAGUGGGCUUCGAGGAGAUAACAAAAUCCCUAGUGGAAGAACUUUUGAAAGAGGACGAAAACCGCCGUGUGGUUUCAAUCAUUGGCAUGGGAGGUGCUGGUAAAACAACUCUAGCCAAAAAAGUUUAUAACCAUGCUGGCGUCAGGGGAACAUUCAACUGCCGUGCUUGGGUGUGCGUCUCUUCAAGCUACAAUCACAAAGAGAGGCUGAGGACAAUCAUAAAGCAAUUAAAUCCGAUAACUAAUGAGCUACUUGACAUGUUGGAAAAGAUGGACGAGCAGGACUUGGAAGAAAGGCUGUAUAAAGAUCUACAAGAUGAGUGUUAUCUUGUGGUACUUGAUGAUGUAUGGGAGGAAGAAGCGUGGGAUUGUCUUGCUAGGGCCUUUCCUGACGUUUGUACAUCAAGUAGAUUGCUGCUUACAAGUCGCAAUAGGGAUGUUGCCCAACACGCUGAUGCUUAUAGACACCCGUAUGAGUUGAAAACUUUGGGGCAGGAAGACAGCUGGCAGUUGUUUCUCAAAAAGGCCUUGGGCCAUGGAGCUAAUGCUGGGUGUCCUCCCUAUUUGGAAGAAGUAGGCAGAGAGAUUGUAAGGAGAUGUGCUGGUCUGCCACUGGCCAUCACAGUUAUAGCUGGGCUACUGGGCAAGAAAAAGUUGAAGAGUGAAUGGGACAAAAUUCUCAACAAUUUCGGCACAAACCUAUCAAGGGGCCAGAGUGGGGUAUCAGCCAUUCUGGAUUUAAGUUAUGCAGACCUUCCUCCCAAUCUGAAAUUUUGCUUUUUGUAUUUGGGUUUGUUUCCCGAAGACUCCGUGAUUUCUGUGCGCAAGUUGAUCCAUAUGUGGGUUGCAGAGGGAAUAAUGCAAAAAAGAGAUGCAAAAAAUUUGGAGGAAACUGCAGCAUAUGAUGAUGUGGAACGACUUUGUAGCAGAAAUAUGGUCCAGGUGGCGGAAAUGACUGUUGAUGAGAGGAUUAAAAGCUGCAGAGUCCAUGAUUUACUGCGAGAGCUUGCAAUCAGAAAGGCAGAGGAUGAAAAUUUCUUUCAGAUCCAUGACACCAGAGAUAAUGAAAUAUCAGCCAAAUCCAGGUACCUUGCUGUUCAUGUUCUCCCUCUGGAUGAAAAUUAUCUUGUGUCUUCGACCCCUCCUCUCCGGUCUCUACUUUUUUUCAAUAUCCGCCGUUACGGGAAAGGCAUUAGUUUUAGCUCCAAAAGUUUCAGAAAGCUUAGGAUACUAGACUUUGAGAAUAUUGGGAUGGGUUAUAAUUUGCCAAAAGGAAUUGGUGAAGUCAGGCUUUUAAGGUACCUCAAUUUAAGAGGCACAUUCAUUACAAGACUCCCUCAUUCCGUCGGUUGCUUGCGAUACCUACAAACUCUUGACAUACGGACCAAAUUACGGGCACUUGGGAUCCUCUGUGACACAUUUUGA
This is a messenger RNA of Coffea arabica (coffee), 1596 nucleotides long. RefSeq names its product putative disease resistance RPP13-like protein 3. The record is from RefSeq and is a predicted model, not a curated record. Lineage: Eukaryota; Viridiplantae; Streptophyta; Magnoliopsida; Gentianales; Rubiaceae. Gene Ontology annotation, molecular function: ADP binding. Gene Ontology annotation, biological process: defense response to other organism.